This is a messenger RNA of Cryptosporidium muris RN66, 3387 nucleotides long. RefSeq names its product HEAT repeat family protein. The coding region runs from base 1 to 3387 and encodes 1128 amino acids. Lineage: Eukaryota; Apicomplexa; Conoidasida; Eucoccidiorida; Cryptosporidiidae. Gene Ontology annotation, molecular function: nuclear import signal receptor activity; protein binding. The transcript has a single exon. Gene Ontology annotation, biological process: protein import into nucleus. The record is from RefSeq and is a predicted model, not a curated record. Gene Ontology annotation, cellular component: nucleus; cytoplasm.
AUGGAGACAUUAUGCAAUCUAUAUGAAGGAUUUUCUUCAUCAGACAGUGCAGUGAGACAAGAAUCUGAGAAUCAAUUCAAUAAUUUACGACAAGCAGACCCUAAUACAUUUCUUCAAUUAACCUUAGGUAUUUUGCAACAGCAACCUAACUCACAAUAUCGUGUACAGGCAGCUAUAUCCCUGCGAAAUUUGUUCCGAGAAUUUGUGUUAACACCAGACAACUGCCUAUGGAACAAAAUAACCCCUGAAAAUCAAAAUAUGUGCUUAAUAGCUUUGUUGAAGUGUUUAGAAACUGAGCAUGUAAAUGUGGUGUCAAUAAAUAUAAGUGAUACUGUAUCUUUAGUAGCAAUGGAGUUAUAUCCAAAUGGGAAGUGGCCAGAAUUGUUACCAUUCUUGUUCAGGUUGAUAUCUAAUUUACAGAAUUACUUAGGGACUAGUAAUGCUCCAGAAAAUGUAGUUAUACCCGCACGUCAUGCAUUUAGAAUUAUAGGUGAGAUUAUGCCUGUACUAGAAGAUGUGGUAGCUACACAUAGAGACAAUAUAGUCUCUACAAUAAGUGCAGCACUUCAAUAUCCAGACAUAGAGAUUCGCUAUGAAGCAAUAGGUUUAAUUGCAGCUAUUGUAGAAUCGAGUGGGAAGAAGAACUGGGCUCCAUUAGUAUAUUUGACACCUGUUAUUUUAGAGAUUUUACAAAACCUCAUUGCAACACAGCAUGUACUGGCAAUAGAUGUAUUAUAUCGCCUAACUACAAUAUCUGAGUCAGAUCCAGCGUUUUAUCGUCAACAUUUUGGGAUUUUCUUUUCCCAAAUAUUAGCUAUUGCACAAAAUAAACAAAUAGGAACCGAUUUGCGUCAGGCAGCUGUGGAGUGUCUCCUAUGCGUUGUAGAAACACGUCCUAAUAUGUGUACUAAACACAACAAUUUUGUGAAUGAUAUGAUAACUACUCUAUUAAGUUUUAUGCUGGAAUUUGAAGAUGAUCCUAAUUGGGCAGAGAUUCAUCCUGAACAAGAAGAAAAUGAAGAUAACGAAUUUGAGUCUGAUAUUGAAGAUGAAGAUUGUCUAUAUCCUAUUGGAGAGGAAGGGCUAGAUCGUUUAGCAAGAGCUUUGGAUGCUGAAGUAUUUAUUCCCACAUUUUACCAAUUUAUCACUAUUUAUAUGCAGCAAACAAAUGCACAUCCUUGGAAGUAUAGGUAUGCUGCUAUAAUGGCUAUUGCUCAAACAAUAGAGUACUUACCAGAGGAUGAAGAGACUUACCAAGAUCAUAUGGGACAAAUUAUUUCGAGAAUUAUUGCUUUUCUUAAAGAUCCAUAUCCACGCGUGAGGUAUGCUUGUUGUCAGGCUAUUGGUCAAAUUGCUCUGGAUCACUCACCAUUAGUGCAGGAAUUAUUUCAUGCUACAGUACUUCCGCAGUUAAUACAAACUAUUGAUGAUCCUAUAAGUAAAGUGGCAUCUCAUGCGCUCUCAGCACUUGUAAACUUUACAGAAGAAGUUCCAGCUGAAGAUUUACAACCCUAUGUACAACCACUUAUGGAGAAAUUGCUAAAUAUUUUGCAUAAGCAACCUCAACCACCUCGCAUAGUUCGUGAACAGUGCAUAACUAUGAUUGCUGUGAUUGCAGGUGUUAUUGAAAAUGACUUUGCACCAUAUUAUUCUACUGUAGUACCAUAUCUCAAGAAAACUAUGCAAGAAGCAUCUCCUCAAUUAAGAACACUGCGUGGAAAAUGUAUUGAAUGCUUAACAAUUAUAGGUUUUUCUCUAGACUAUUCAAUUUUUAAGAAUGAUGCCCAAGAAACUAUGGUUGCAUUCAUACAAUUAAUGGGAAGCGGUCUAAAAGGAGAUGAUCCUCUUAAAGAAUAUAUUCAAGAAGCUCUACAACGUAUGUGUAGAAUAAUGAAGCAAGACUUUGUACCUUAUUUACCUCAUUUACUUUCUAAUAUAUUCCAACUACUGGAAACUAGGGAAGAAUCUUUAGCUAAUCAACUUUUAAGUGGUUCCAGUGAAAAUUCUACAAGAGAAGAUGACAGUAAGUCAAUGAAUAUGUUGACUGCUCGUGAUUUUAUAGGGCUUAGAACUACAUUAGUGUUGGAUAUGGAGUCAUCUUUAGAUAUAUUGAAUACUUUUGUUGAAGUCUUAGGAGUAAAUUAUAGAGACUAUAUUGCAAAGACAAUUACAGUUAUUUACCCUCUAAUUAGAUUUGCUUUAUCUGAUGAGAUUAAGGAAAAGACAUAUGAUGUUUUAAGUGGUCUAUUGAAGAUAAUGCGAAGUCUAGUAGAUACUGAUGAUACAAUUAGAAAUCAGUUUGGACAGAUUGUAAAUGACUUAAUAACUUUGUUUUUAGCUAUAUUAGAAGAAGAAAACAGAGUGGGUACUACUGAGAGUCAAACUGUAGUAAUAUCAGGGAUUGAGCAAUGUAUUGAUGCAUUAGGGACAAAUUCAAUGAAUGUAGAUCAAGUUGGAGUUUUUACCUCUAGAUGCUUUGAUAUGCUGCAGCAGAGUUUUUUAAGAAGAAAAAAACUUGAUGAGAAGGUUAUGGAUGAGGUUAACAAUUUGCAAUCUGGAGAAAUUGAAGAUGAAGAUGACAAACGUGGGAUUGAAGAGGAGAAGGAACAGGAACAAGAAUUUAGACUAUGUGUAUUAGGUCUUCUAGGUGUCUUUAUGAAGUACUACCCAAAUAUAUACUGGGAAAAAGUCGGUACUAUUACAAUUCAACUUGUUACUCAAUAUGUGAAUCCUCUACAAAAUACUAUUGAAGACAGGAUAUUAGGCUUUCAUUUAUCUGCAAAUGUAUUUCAGUAUUUAUGUCCAUUAGCCUACCCUCAUUGUACUCCCUGGCUUCAAUUUAUUUUAGAAGGAAUAAAUGAUCCCAUUGCUAGUAUUCAACAAAACUGUGCUUUUUCAUUAGCACAGGCAGCAAAGCUUGAGCAUUUCAGUGCAAUUGCAAAUAAUGCAACUCAAGUAAUAAUUCAUCGUCUACAACAAUCUAAAACAAAAGGUAAGGCAUUUAACUUGGCAAGAGAUAAUAUUAUCAACGCACUUGGAAAUAUCUUAUUUUAUCAUUCAAAUAGUCUAAACAAUAUAAAGGAACUAUUUAACUUAUGGAUCAAUGUACUACCUUUGAAGUAUGAUACUGAUGAGGCUCAAAAUACCCACACCACAUUGAUGAACUUUGUUGAUGCAAAGAAUCAAAGUGUCCUUGGUAGUAACCUUGAAAAUUUUGGACGUAUACUUUCUAUUUUUGUAGAAAUAUAUAAUACAUCAAUGUCAAAUGAGAAUUUGAAUAAUCGUAUCAAAAUCCUAAUUGUUCAUACUAAUCCAAAUAAUUUGCAACCUUUCCUUUCUAGCUUAACGAAGAAACAAGUUGACAAAUUACGUAAGAUAUGUAAGUAG